Messenger RNA from Cyprinus carpio (common carp), 3210 nucleotides. Its product is annotated as vertnin-like. Gene Ontology annotation, cellular component: chromatin. Gene Ontology annotation, biological process: regulation of transcription by RNA polymerase II. NCBI's taxonomy places the organism in Eukaryota, Metazoa, Chordata, Actinopteri, Cypriniformes, Cyprinidae. The record is from RefSeq and is a predicted model, not a curated record.
UUGACAAUUUCCUGGAGGGAGGUUCCUCCCUUAUCAUGUGAAAUUUCCACUGCUUGGAUUCAGAUUGCGCUCGUUGUGUCACCUAUGAUGAGCACGCUGUCCACCUCACACAAUGGAUUAAACCUGGAGUUGAGAGUAGGUCACAGUUUGCCACACCUGACUACUUUACAAAGUUGAUUUAAAUCUCAAGGGGGAGAAACGCAAAAAACAAGGCAUGAUUCAGAGGACAGAGGUGGUGCUCUCAGUCUUGGGGGAGCUGCAGGAGGCCACAGAGUGUGUGGGUCUUGAUGCCCUCACUAAAGUUGCUGUGGAGGUGGAACAGGUCCUGGCCCCUUUCCAUCUUCCUACAGCACUCUGCUCUGAGAUCUCUUCAUGGCUGGGCAUUGAUGCAGUAGCUCACAGACUGUACCCAGGAGACGCACCAACGGGUUUGCUUCCUCUGUUCUGCAAAGGAGAAGGAAACCUGCUGUUUGAUGCAGCUAGCAUGCUCCUGGUGGGCUCUACGAGCCUGAGUCUAGAGCUGAAGGUCAGAACUGUGGUGGAGAUGCUACUUUGGAAGCGAUAUUACCUGUGUGGUAUGAUUGACUCGAAGGUCAUGCUGCAGGCAGUUAGGUUUUCCCUCUGCACCGAGGAGUCUCAGGACAUGCUCAAUCUCCCGAUUCAAGUAUUGGAAGCCAUCUUCGAUGCUGAUGUCAAGGCCUCCUGCUUCCCCGGCUCGUUUGCAAACAUGUGGCACGUGUAUGCGCUGGCAUCUGUCCUGCAGUGCAACAUCUAUUCGGUUUAUCCCAUGUACAAUUUAAAGAUUCGGCCCUACUUCAGUCGAGUCAUUCGCCCAAGGACAUGGCCAAAAGACUUUGAGCCCUUUACCCUUCACAUCAUGUGGUCGGGUGACUUGGAGGCAGGCUCUGUUUUCAAACCCCACAACUUUGUGGCCUUGAUUCAUGCGAGUGACCUAAAAAUCGGAAGUCCCAACAGCGAGCAGCGAAUGCCCUCGGUGAAGUCCCUGGAUCUUCUGAAUCAGGACUCCCAGCUGUCUUACUCCAACCUCAAAGACAAGUUCAACAUCACAAAGAGCACCUUUUACCGCUGGAAGAGGCAAAGCCUCGAGUAUCACAAGAAAUCGGUGGCCAGGUAUGAGGCCAAAAACUUCUUCCUGACAUCCUACAAGCAAGGGAAGCUUAUUCCCCUCAACCAGUUCAAACAGCUUUUCCCAGAAAUUCCAAGAUCCACUUACUAUGCAUGGAAGCAAGAGCUUGUGUCCACUUGCAGUGUCUCGGGCGGCUCCACGGGGGAGCUGAGUCCCGCAGAUAGCACUGAACAGGACUACUGGUCCUCACCAGAAGUCAAGAACAAGCCCAGCCAAGGGAGCUUUGCCAGCAUGUUGGCCUUCAAAUGUGAGAAACUGGAAGGGGAACGUGUCCAAAACGUGGCUUUGAUGCAAGAGGCGAAGAAGAGCUUGCAGAACUGUAUUGUUGCAAACACGUCGUUCCCCUACAGAAUUUUCAAAAGAAAGUUUCCUGGCAUCUCCAGAUCCACAUACUACAAUUGGAGGAGGGAAGCCAUGUUGUUUACGCCUUUCAAAGAGCUCUCAGGUAGCAGCGAGGAAAGCUCAGAUGCUGAUAAAACCCAGAGUCCCAGAAGUCAAGUGUCCCCUGCUAAUUUUGACAGACAAAAGCUGUCACCAAGAGUGAAGAUCUCCAGACGCAAACAAAGAAGCCUGAGGCUGGUGUACCACCAGAGGAAAACGUUAAGGGAAGAAGCCAAAAUGCAUGUCCUGAGGUCAAAGAUGUCCUUCAUCAAAUUCAAGCUCAAGUUCCCUUCGGUUUCCUCUUCUUUCUACUGGCUCUGGAGAGAUUCUUUGAACAGGAAAGCCAAGAAGCCUGAAGCCAUGAAGAAAUCCCAGAGCUUGGUUGUCUCGCCAAACGUCUUUGAAAAGAUAAAAACUCAAAGAAUGUUUUCUUUUGAUGGGACCAUCGAUUGCCUGAAUGGACAGACAGUUAGUCCCUCUGAAUUCACACUGCCUGAAUACUCUAUGCCUGACCGGUCCAGUAAUGAACAGAUGUUUGUGAUGGAUGUCGUGGCACUGGCCAAUUUCAAGGCCAAAGCAAAGCUGUUCUUGCAACAACGUUUUGAAGAGAAGUCCUUUCCCACAUUCAAAGAAUUCCGGUCUUACUUUCCUCUUACUCCUCGUUCCACCUACUACAUGUGGAAAAGGGCUCUGCAUCACGGGGUGCCAUUAAUUCAUGGCUGAAUGCUCUGUUAUAGCAUUAUAUAUACACACCUCUGUAAAGUCCUCUAAUUAAGUCCAGAUCUGACACUACUGAUUUUUAUAGUUCAAUGCAAUGUUCCUUUGAGUCUGACUGUUUGUUUUUUGAGUCACCCACAUAAUUGUAGUUCAUGCAUCUUAAUUAUUUGUCCCUUUCCUUUUAUUUGACCACUUGGUUCUAGCUCAAGGACAUUUGCGUGUGUGUGGAAUCAGACAGUCUUUGUGUCCACCUACAGUAAGUGCUGAUGGCCCCUAGGCAAAAGGCAGUUCAAAGACAUUAUCAGGGUUUCAAAUGGCUCUAUUUUGACCCCCCCCCCCCAAAUAUUUACAAUUUAAAUGAAUUCUAACUUCUGAUUAGGUUAAUUUUAUUUCUUGUUUAUUUCAUUUUAAUUGUUUUUGACUUAUUUUUUGAUUUGUUAUUUUGUUUUAUUUAGUUUAAACUAUGAAAUCACAGCUUAGGAUUUUUCUUGAACAAAAAAAAUUUAGAGUAUUUUAAUUCGUACCCUGGAGUGUUCAUUUCUUUUCUUUUUUUUUACAUAUAUAUUUUUAUACUGACAAUUGAAUGUUAUCUCUGCUUGGGAAAUGUGGCCAAUUUAAAAUGGAUUCCUCAUACUUGUAUGUUACAGAAUUGUUGCCGUUUUGCACAUUGGUUUUGAUCAUGUUUCAGUUCACGUUUACUUUUCUUUUUUUUUUGCUGCUAAAGGUGUAAAUAUUUGAUUUGAUACCGUUUAAAUGUUUUCUAAAGUUAUUGUGUUUAACUACCUGACUGACUUUUUCAGCUUCACCGUUAUAGUGUUCUGUAACUCUCGGUUAAACUUGUCUAAAAAAUGACAGUUCACAAUGUGCACCUUGGAUGAAUUUGAUAAGCACAAAGCUAAUUUUGUUAAUUUUAUCAUGUAUGAGGCCAGCUGCUCGGUGCAAUAAAACCUGGUUUAUACCCUCUG